AUGGUCGGACUUGUAUCGGCCGCCGGUCUUGUCGGCUUCCUCUCCGAGCCUGACCCAGAGCUUAAGGUCUUUGCUUUAAAGACAUUAGAUUCCCAGAUUGAUCAUCUGUGGACGGAAGUCGUCAACUCCGUCCCCGAAAUUGAGGCUCUUUACGAAGAUGAAUCAUUCACGGAGCGUGGGCUAGCAGCGCUAGUGGCAUCUAAGGUAUACUAUCAUCUGCAGGAAUACAACGAAAGCAUGGUCCUUGCUCUGGGCGCAGGCAAGCUGUUCAAGCUGGAGAACGGUGGCGAAUACGAGGAGACAAUCAUCGCGAAAUGCGUUGAUACCUUCAUCUCUCUUUCUGCUGCCCAAAGACCCACCGCCGGUGACCAAUCCGCCAACCUGAACACCGCAUUCCCGUCAUCGGGCGACGGUGCCACAAGCACAUCCGCAAGCCUCACUUCCCCUAUCACACCCUUUUCUAAGUCCGCAUUGCCCUCCAAAUCAUUGCUUUCCCGCGCAGAGGUUCCUGGAAUCGAUGCCGCACACCCGGGUGGCGAUGACACCAGCGUGGUGCACGAGGAGAACUCUCUUGUGCUCAAGCGCGGUGUCCAGGGCCAACUGCAGUCGGUAAUCGAGCGACUGUUCGAAGAAUGUUUCCGACAGAAGCGAUACCGCCAGGUUAUUGGAAUCGCCAUUGAGGCCAAGAGCUUGGAUGUGCUUCGUAUGGCUAUCCUUCGUGCUAGCAACGACGAGAAGGAGCAGGAGGGUGACUCUCGCCGCAGUGAGGAGCUUAUGGAGUAUGUCCUUGACAUCUGCAUGGGUGUCGUUCAAGAACGGGCUUUCCGCAGCGAGAUUCUCAAGCUCAUCCUGGAGCUCCUUAACGAGAUUCCCGCACCAGACUUCUUCUCUAUUGCCAAAUGUGUCGUCUACCUUAAUGAGCACUCCAUGGCCUCUAAUAUUCUUCGCCAAUUGGUUGAGAAGGGUGAUGAUCGCUCCCUCGCCGUUGCAUACCAGAUUUCCUUCGACCUGUACGACAACAGUACACAGGAAUUCUUACAGAAGGUUCGCCAGGAAAUUGCCGAGCUUAUCCCCGAGCACAAGUACGAUAUGAGGGACGACUACGACUCAGACGAGCCCGCGCUCACACAUUCCGAUGGAGUUACCACACACCGGUACAAAACAGUUCGGUCUUCUGACGACAAGUUCGAGAUCAUGAUAGGCCCCAUCGCCAGUUUCAGGAACAUAGUGUCAAUCCUCGAUGGUAUCAAGACGAUUCAGUUGAACCUGGAAUUCUUAUACCGCAACAACAAGGCCGACAUUGCGAUCCUUAACAAGAUCCGAGACAGCCUUGAGGCUCGCAAUUCAAUCUUCCACACUGCCGUUACUCUUUCCAACGCUUUUAUGCACGCAGGAACCACCCACGACAAGUUCUUCCGUGAUAACCUGGAAUGGCUCGGCAAGGCCGUCAACUGGUCCAAGUUUACUGCGACUGCUGCAUUGGGAUGUAUCCAUCGUGGCAACCUGAGCCAGGGCGAGAAGCUCCUUCAACCCUACCUGCCUCGUGAGAACAUUGCUGGAGUUGGAGGAGGUUCUGGCUCUGUUUACAGCCAGGGUGGUUCUCUUUAUGCGUUUGGCCUCAUCUAUGCCAACCACGGAGGCAUGGCUGUUGAGGUCAUUCGCGACCACUUCAAGAAGGCCACUGAUGAGGUUGUCCAGCACGGAGGUGCUCUCGGUCUCGGUGUUGCAGGUAUGGCGACGGGCAAUGAGGGCAUGUACGAAGAUCUCCGCAACGUCCUAUACACCGACUCCGCGCUCAACGGCGAGGCUGUCGGUCUUGCAAUGGGUCUGAUCAUGCUUGGUACGGGUAACAUGAAGGCUUUGGAGGACAUGAUUCAGUACGCACACGACACACAGCACGAGAAGAUUGUGCGAGGUCUCGCCAUGGGUAUGGCUCUGAUCAUGUACGGUCGCCAGGAAGCUGCAGACGAGUUGAUUAACGGUCUUCUCGGCGACCCUGACCCUACACUUCGCUACGGUGGUAUCAUGACUAUCGCCCUGGCUUACUGUGGCAGCGGAAGCAACAAGGCUGUUCGCAAGCUGCUGCACGUUGCUGUCAGUGAUGUCAAUGACGAUGUUCGCCGUGUUGCUGUUCUCAGCUUGGGUUUCAUCCUGUUCCGCAAGCACCAGAGCGUUCCUCGCAUGGUCGAGCUACUUUCUGAGUCGUACAACCCCCACGUCCGAUACGGUGCUGCCAUGGCCCUUGGUAUCUCUUGUGCCGGAACCGGUCUGGAUGAAGCUAUUGACCUUCUCGAGCCCAUGCUCAAGGAUUCUACCGACUUUGUCCGCCAGGGUGCUCUGAUCUCCCUUGCCAUGGUUCUCGUUCAGCAGAAUGAGGCCAUGAACCCCCGCGUCACCAGUCUUCGCAAGGCCAUGAUGAAGAUGCUCGGUGACCGCCAUGAGGAUGCCAUGGCCAAGUUCGGCUGUGCCAUCGCCCUCGGUAUCAUCGACGCUGGUGGCCGCAACUGCACUAUUAGCUUGCAGACCCAAACAGGCAACCUCAACAUGCCUGGUAUCGUCGGCGCCGCAGUCUUUGUGCAGUACUGGUACUGGUUCCCUCUUACACACUUCUUGUCCCUCAGUUUCACCCCGACGUCCGUCAUUGGUGUCGACCAGAAGCUUCAGGUCCCUCACUUCAAGUUCCACAGCAACACCCGCCCCAGCCUCUUCGACUAUCCCCCUGAACAACAAGUUAAGACCGAGGAAGCUCCGGAGAAGGUUAAGACAGCUGUGCUUUCCACCACCGCUCAGGCCAAGCGCCGUGCGCAGCGACGCGAGAAGCAAGCUCGCCGCGAGAGCAUGGAUCUUGACCAAGCUCCUACAACGCCCAAGGCAACUGAGCCUGACGCUAUGGAGACAGACGAUGCUCCCAAGGAGGAUGGUGAAGAAGCCAAGGACGCCGAGAAGCUUGCCACCGAGGGCCAGAAGAAGAAGGUGGAGCGCGAGAAGGUCGGAUAUGAGCUUGACAACCUGUCAAGGGUGUUGCCUGCUCAACUGAAGUAUCUCACAUUCCCCGACCCACGUUAUGAGCCGGUCAAGCGACCCACCGGUGGUGUUGUUGUCGUUCUUGACAAACAGCCCGAGGAAUAUCGCGAUCUUGUCGAGAUGAGGGCCAGCAAAGAAACCCGCCAACCGCCUCCUUCUGCGGAGACCCUCCAGGACCGCCUGCAAGCCGCUAUUGGCAAUUAUACCAAUGCGGUACGAGGAGCUCCACAAACACCCACGCGGGAUUCAGCGAUCGAGGGCGACCUGGCGCAAGGUCGCAGUGACAGCGAAGUUGCGAUGUUGGCCGCGGACGAUGACGGAGAGGAUGUUGAGGACGCUCCUCUUCCAGAUGACUUCACAUAUGAGUCGGAUGAGGAGUAG
Penicillium brevicompactum is the source of this 3405-nucleotide messenger RNA. RefSeq names its product proteasome regulatory particle base subunit RPN2. Bases 1 to 3405 code for a protein of 1134 amino acids. The transcript is spliced from 5 exons. NCBI's taxonomy places the organism in Eukaryota, Fungi, Ascomycota, Eurotiomycetes, Eurotiales, Aspergillaceae. Gene Ontology annotation, cellular component: nucleus; proteasome storage granule; proteasome regulatory particle, base subcomplex. Gene Ontology annotation, molecular function: enzyme regulator activity. Gene Ontology annotation, biological process: regulation of protein catabolic process; proteasome-mediated ubiquitin-dependent protein catabolic process. The record is from RefSeq and is a predicted model, not a curated record.